Messenger RNA from Rhinocladiella mackenziei CBS 650.93, 531 nucleotides. RefSeq lists its product as uncharacterized. The transcript has 3 exons. Bases 1 to 531 code for a protein of 176 amino acids. The record is from RefSeq and is a predicted model, not a curated record. NCBI's taxonomy places the organism in Eukaryota, Fungi, Ascomycota, Eurotiomycetes, Chaetothyriales, Herpotrichiellaceae.
AUGUCAAACCAAGGACAAGAAAUCAAAUUCGCGCCUGCCUACGUUGGAACCCCUAUCGAUGCAAAGACCAAGCUCGGCUACUUACGAGAAGCGCUGGACGAUAAAUCCCUUGAAUUUCAGCGGAAGAACAUUGAGUUUCUUAUACGAUACUACGAGAACGGCGGGAAAGUUCCUGCGCCAGGACAAACAAUGUGGCUUGUCGACGGGAAGGUCGUUGAUAAGAUGCCAGAGACACUCUCCAAGCCUUCGGCAAUGUGGGCUGAAGUUGCUACGUUCCACCAGCUCAUACAGUCUGGUCAACCUGGAGCUAUACAACUUGCGCAGUCGACACAUUUUUGGUACAACGCCCAAAGUGGUAUGCAUGAGGAGAUCUUUGCCAGAUUUAAACUCCCAGCAGUGUUCGGCGGCAACCAAAAUGUCAUGGUGAAUGUCUCAAUAAUGAAUGAUACCGGCUCCAAUGUUCAGACCGUCUUUCCAAUGGAUUUGGCUGCGCUUCAAUACAAUCCAGUCAGCUUGGACUGGCGUUGGUAA